AUGAAAGUCUCCCGCGAAGGUUGGCAAUGGACCCCCAGCUCUGGGCUGAAGGCCGGAUUACCUUCCAUUGGCGUUAUCGAGCCAACCCAGAAUUUCCAAUCUGUCAAUGAGACUUUUGAUGUGGUGGUGAUUGGCGCUGGAUAUACUGGCCUAACUGCUGCAAGAGACACAUCUACAAAUGGCUUAAACACGUUGCUCCUCGAAGGGCGAGAUAGGAUCGGAGGGCGAACAUGGUCGUCGAAUAUCGAGGGGUAUCCAUACGAGAUAGGAGGAACCUGGGUCCAUUGGUUCCAACCUCAUGUAUAUCGCGAACUCUCACGAUAUGGGCUCAAUGAAGAGCUCGUCCAUUCGACGGACUUUACCCAUAAGCGUAACUUUUUCAGCUUCGAAACUGGUACCGGCCGGCGGGAAAUGAGCCAUGAGGAAGAGGAUGAGUUGUUUUCACGAGCGAUCGAGAAGUUUGUCAAUGUUGAUGGCAACCUUGGCCGCACUGUGAUGCCCUUUCCCUUUAAUGCUCACUGGAACAAAGAUGUCCUUCAGUAUUCGAACCUUUCGGUAGCAGAUCGCAUAGCACAGAUUAGUCACGACCUUUCCAGUGAUGAGCAGCAUGCAAUUGAGGCAUUUGUGCUUCUUUGCAGUGGUGGGACACGCGAGAACUCUGCAUUCCUGGACUUCCUCCGCUGGUGGGCUGCAGGGAAUUAUAAUUACAAAACGCUGUUAGACACAAUCAUCACCUUCAAGCUGAAAUGCGGUCAGUCUGGCUUUGCGAUCAAGUUUUUUAAGGAAGCGCUUGCGACGGGUAAUUUCUCAUAUGCUUUCAACAAAACGGUGUCUCGAGUGGAUUUCUCCAGUGGUAUUGUCCAGGUACAAACUGUGGAUGGGCAGAGUUUCCAGGCCAAAAGACUUAUCUGUACUGUUCCACUGAACGUACUGAGCAAAGUCCAAUUCAGUCCAGCCCUGGACCGGGCCAAGCAAGAAGCGGCCACACUCAGGCAUGUCAAUCAAUGCGUCAAAAUACACGCCGAGAUCCAGGACCCGGAUAUGAGAUCCUGGAGUGGUGUUACCUACCCCAACAAUGGGCUUGUAAUCGGGCUGGCCGAUGGCCGAACGCCAGCUGGGACGACACACUGCGUAUUCUUUGGAUGCAAUGCAAAUCUUCAUGGUGACGAAGACAUUACGAAAACGCUGAAGGCAGUCAAGAGAUUUGCGCCCAUGGACGUUGAGCGUUUGGUAUUCCACAACUGGUCCAAGGACGAGUUUGCUGAAGGUGCAUGGGUCUGGUAUCGCCCAGGUAUGGAGACUAAGUAUUUGAAAGCUCUGAGAAAGAGGCAAGGACCGGUCCUGUUUGCCAACUCAGACUGGGCCUCUGGAGGCUGGCGAAGCUUCAUUGAUGGCGCGAUUCAAUCAGGAACAGAAGCAGCAAAGCUGGUUCGAGAUGAGCUCAAAUCCGGAUUGAGAUGUUGUCGACUUUAA
Molecule: messenger RNA, 1473 nt
Organism: Exophiala aquamarina CBS 119918
Lineage: Eukaryota; Fungi; Ascomycota; Eurotiomycetes; Chaetothyriales; Herpotrichiellaceae
Exons: 5
Coding region: 1-1473 (490 amino acids)
Molecular function (GO): oxidoreductase activity
Source: RefSeq, a predicted model, not a curated record